GUGGCCAAAAUGGCUGGGUUAUAUAGGAAUCAGAAGCUGGGGGAAGGGAAGUGAAGCUCAGAUACUGCAGAGGUUUAGGGUAGGGAGGUGUGAGAAGUGCUGAGAGGAGCCAGGACUCUGUAACAGAUACUUGCUAUGCAUGCUGAGAGAGCAGGUGUGUGUGUGUGUGUGUGCAUAUGUUAAAUAGGCACCACAGUUAGCUAUUUGUCCAGGGUUUCUUUGGGUUCUGAUACUCCCUAGACCAGGCUGGUUUUGAACUAAGUAUCUUCUUUUCUCUGCCUCCAGUGUUGGAUCACAGACAUGCACCACCUCACCCGACUCUUUAUUAUUUUAUUUAUGUUGGGGCAGGAGUAUGGAGGUCAGAGGACACCUUGCAGGAACUGGUGUUUUACCAUGUGGGUCUGAGGGAUUGAACUGAGGCCGCCAGGCUUGGUAGCAUCUCGCUGGCUCUCUAGACAGUGAACCUUGACUCAGCAAAAUAAACAAAAGCGCUGCCUUUGCUCAAUUCCAGGUGAUAUAGAACACACACACACAUACUCAAAAUGUUUCUCACUGGAAAAUUCCAAAUUGUUGCUGGAGCUCCUUGGAGCUCUUUCAAAAAUACCAUCCGAAGGGUUGAGAGUCCCUGUGUUCUCUUCCAUCCUCCCCACUGUGUGAGCCUGCUGUUGGGCAGGAAGCUCCUCUUCUCUUCUCUCAGGAGAAUGAGCUUGGAUGAAAAGCCUGGCACCUUUCCUGUUCAUUCCCAUAUGUGUUCAGUUGGCUCUUUAAUACGAACUGGGCAGCAUUUAAAUUUGUCUCUCAGGUUUUGUUCUUUUGGCCAGAGGAUAGCUUGUGAAAACACAUGUCCUCGCUGUGGCUUUUUCUCUUAGUGACCUCUUGAAAUUCCAUGAGCGACAAGCAGAUGAUGGGAGUGAUGGGGAUAAUGGAGAUGAUGGAGAUGAUGGGAAAGAGGGAGUGGUCCUGGGGGAUGCCCCUUAAAAGCCAGAGUUGAUAUCAAGGCCGGGAGAGCACAAAGGUGAAGACUCAAAGAGAGCAUUAUGUUCCGCUUUGGCCCACUCCACUGUAGAAAAGACACAGCCAGCAAAUGCAGAGAGAAGCUUCUGUGAAGGGAUUAAAUAAAGGGAACCGAGGAAGAAAACAAAGCCACUAGUAAGCGGGUCAUCCAGCUAGGGAACCGCCCCUGUAGGUUAUCCACAGGGCCUGCCAGGCUUGACCGUUUCCUCCCCUCAGCUGAGAGUGCAUGUGGGUGAAUCAGUCUUGAUGGGAUGUGUUGUCCAGCGCACAGAAGAGAAACACGUGGACAGAGUGGAUUGGCUCUUCUCGAAAGAUAAAGAUGAUGCGAGUGAAUAUGUGCUGUUCUACUAUUCCAACCUUAGCGUGCCUACGGGGCGCUUCCAGAACCGGUCACAUUUGGUGGGGGACACCUUCCAUAAUGAUGGUUCUCUCCUGCUCCAAGAUGUUCAGAAGGCCGAUGAGGGAAUCUACACCUGUGAAAUCCGCCUCAAAAAUGAGAGCAUGGUGAUGAAAAAGCCCGUGGAACUGUGGGUGCUACCAGAGGAACCUAAAGAUCUCAGAGUCCGAGUAGGUGAUACAACUCAGAUGAGAUGUUCUAUCCAGAGCACAGAAGAGAAACGGGUGACCAAAGUAAACUGGAUGUUUUCUUCAGGAAGCCAUACUGAGGAGGAGACAGUCUUGAGCUAUGACUCCAACAUGCGUAGUGGAAAAUUCCAGAGCCUGGGCCGCUUCCGCAACCGUGUAGACCUGACAGGUGACAUCUCCCGCAAUGAUGGCUCAAUCAAACUUCAAACAGUGAAGGAGUCUGACCAAGGAAUCUACACUUGCAGCAUCUACGUGGGAAAGCUGGAGUCCAGGAAAACCAUUGUGCUGCAUGUGGUCCAGGACGAAUUUCAAAGGACAAUUUCACCAACUCCUCCAACUGAUAAGGGUCAGCAGGGCAUCCUGAAUGGAAAUCAGCUGGUGAUCAUUGUGGGGAUCGUCUGUGCCACCUUCCUGCUGCUUCCGGUUUUGAUAUUAAUUGUGAAGAAAGCCAAGUGGAAUAAGAGCUCAGUAAGUUCUAUGGCUUCUGUGAAGAGCCUGGAGAACAAAGAGAAGAUUAAUCCAGAGAAGCAUAUCUACUCCUCCAUAACUACGUGGGAGACGACAGAGAGAGGAAUAAGUGGAGAGUCAGAGGGCACCUACAUGACCAUGAAUCCAGUUUGGCCUUCUUCCCCCAAAGCAUCCAGUUUGGUCCGCUCUUCAGUCAGAUCCAAGUAAUGUGGUUGAAAAGAAAAAAAAAAAAAGUCACCUUGGGGAAUUUCCAAAACCGAGCAAACUUUCUGAGAAGGAGGAGAGACUCUUUUUGAUGGUCCCUGGGACUACUGUGCCAGCUAUUUUAGACUUGUGCAUUCCAUCUGGUCUUGGCCUCCAUCAAAAGGCUGAAGACGGAGGGUUUGGAGUCUGGCAGGAAGGCUGAACUGCUCCGGAUAACCAGGCACUGAUGAGGGGAGGGAGACCUCGGACUUCUCCCAGAAGUGGUGUGCGGGCUGGUGAGGAUGGGGAGCAGCCUGGUCUGCCUUGUGCUUUCAAGCUCUCCAUUGGACUGGAUCUGUAACGUGAACAGUGGUUUGCUUGUUUGUUGUUCGUUUUUGCGGAUGAGCUACUAAGAGACACACAGAGAUAUAAACCAAAAAAAAAAAAAAUUAUUUUGAUGAAUUAUCCCCAAAUAGGUGUGAUUUGUUGGAAUCAUCUUUUUUUAUGUCCCAGAUGAAGGACAAGUGGGGAAAUUUGAAGCAUGGAACUCCUGAGAGAGUGUUCUUUGAGGAGAGCCACAAUGGACUCAGCAUCUGGGGACUGGUUUGGAUCUGGGGGGAAGACUUAGGGGUAACCCAUUGGAAGUGGGAUAUGAGAACAGCUCUGGGAUUUCCUCGGGCUGGGAAUCUGCACUGAUGGCUGAAGCUAGGCCUGUGGAGUUUGGACAUCCAUGUUUUCCAAAUGCAUUGAACAGGCUUGCCAAAGCGAACAGCCAACGAUUGAAUCCUUGGUCUGAAAUAUGAGACUCCUGUACUUUUCAUUGUUAUCAUGAGACUUAAACAGGUUGAUCUUAUUUAAAUAUUUUUUUUUUAAAUGGGAGUGGUGCUGGAGAGAUAGCCCAUCAGUUAAGAGAACUGACUGCUCUUGCAGAAGACUGGGGUUUGAUGCCCAGCAUCCACAUGGUGGCUCAUAACUGUAACUCCAAUUCCAAGGGAGCUGACACCUUCUUCUGGCCUUUGUGGUCCCUGCAUGUGCAAGGUACAUGGACAUACAUACAUAUAUAUAAAAGUUUUUUAAAAAUGGUCAAUAAAAACUAAAAGUGUUGAUCUUA
Messenger RNA from Mus musculus (house mouse), 3361 nucleotides. RefSeq names its product junction adhesion molecule like (gene Jaml). Gene Ontology annotation, biological process: immune system process. The record is from RefSeq and is a predicted model, not a curated record. The coding region runs from base 1261 to 2274 and encodes 337 amino acids. Gene Ontology annotation, cellular component: membrane; anchoring junction; plasma membrane. Lineage: Eukaryota; Metazoa; Chordata; Mammalia; Rodentia; Muridae. The transcript is spliced from 9 exons.